CGCCGCGGUCGCCGCCGCUCCUCCUCUCCACCCUCCACCCCCCACAGUCUUGGGUUUCCCUGGCGUUGCUGCCGCCGCUACCUCUGCGGGCUGCAUGAAGAGGAGGAGGAGGAGGAGGAUGUGAAGAUGGCGGAGCUGCAGAUGCUGCUGGAAGAGGAAAUCCCGGGGGGCCGCCGGGCCCUCUUCGACAGUUACACGAAUCUGGAGCGAGUGGCUGAUUACUGCGAGAACAACUACAUCCAGUCCGCAGAUAAGCAGCGUGCUCUAGAAGAAACCAAAGCCUACACCACCCAGUCCUUAGCAAGCGUUGCCUAUCUGAUCAACACUUUGGCCAACAAUGUGCUGCAGAUGCUGGAUAUCCAGGCCUCCCAGCUGCGAAGGAUGGAAUCUUCAAUCAAUCAUAUUUCCCAGACAGUUGAUAUUCAUAAAGAAAAAGUGGCAAGAAGAGAAAUUGGAAUUUUGACUACCAAUAAAAACACUUCAAGGACACAUAAGAUUAUUGCUCCAGCCAACCUUGAACGGCCAGUUCGUUAUAUUAGAAAACCUAUUGACUAUACUCUUCUAGAUGACAUUGGCCAUGGCGUAAAGUGGUUGCUUAGAUUUAAGGUGAGUACCCAAAACAUGAAGAUGGGUGGGCUGCCGCGAACAACUCCUCCGACUCAGAAACCUCCCAGUCCCCCUAUGUCAGGGAAAGGGACGCUUGGGCGGCACUCCCCCUAUCGCACACUGGAGCCAGUGCGUCCUCCAGUGGUUCCAAAUGAUUACGUACCUAGCCCAACCCGUAAUAUGGCUCCCUCGCAGCAGAGCCCUGUGAGGACAGCUUCUGUGAAUCAAAGAAAUCGAACCUACAGCAGCAGUGGCAGUAGCGGAGGGAGCCACCCGAGUAGCCGGAGCAGCAGCCGAGAGAACAGCGGCAGUGGGAGCGUGGGGGUGCCCAUCGCUGUCCCCACCCCGUCGCCUCCCAGCGUCUUUCCAGCCCCUGCUGGCUCCGCUGGCACUCCUCCCCUUCCUGCUGCUUCUGCAUCUGCUCCCGCCCCUCUCGUUCCUGCCACUGUCCCCCCCUCCGCUGCCCCUGACGCGGCUGCCGGGGGUGCCCACACCCUUGCCGAUGGCUUCACUUCUCCAACUCCCCCCGCUGUUUCUUCUGCUCCCCCUGCAGGCCAUCCUGUUCAGUUCUACAGCAUGAAUAGGCCUGCCUCUCGCCACACUCCGCCAACCAUAGGGGGCUCGUUGCCCUACAGGCGUCCUCCUUCCAUGACUUCACAGACGAGCCUUCAGAAUCAGAUGAACGGAGGACCUUUUUAUAACCAGAAUCCAGUACCUCUUGCUCCUCCUCCUCCCUCCAUCCUACAGGUAACUCCUCAGUUACCUUUAAUGGGAUUUGUGGCCAGAGUCCAAGAAAAUAUUUCAGAUGCUCCUCCUCCGCCACCGCCCGCGGAAGAGCCUGUCUUCGACGAGUCCCCGCCCCCGCCCCCGCCCCCGGAGGAUUACGAAGAGGAGGAGGCAGCGGUGGUGGAGUACAGCGACCCCUACGCCGAGGAGGACCCGCCCUGGGCGCCCAGGGCUUACCUGGAGAAGGUUGUGGCAAUUUAUGAUUACACAAAGGACAAGGAGGAUGAGCUGUCCUUCCAGGAAGGAGCCAUUAUUUAUGUCAUCAAGAAGAAUGACGACGGUUGGUAUGAGGGUGUCAUGAACGGAGUGACUGGGCUCUUCCCUGGGAAUUACGUGGAGUCCAUCAUGCAUUACUCGGAGUGAGGCUCGGCAGGCUGUGCUUCCCUCCCAGCGCAGUCACAGGCCCUGGGACUCCCUUCCAGUGGGAUGGAGUGAAGUCUACAGACAAUACAAACUUUUUUGUUGGUUUGUUUAUCCCCCAGUAUUGGAAGCAAAAAAGAAAGCCAAAUCUGAAAAUGGGUCUCCUCACGGUGGUUUGUACUGUGUUGAGGUAUCUGGAGUGACACAAAGUGACCAUUUCUGAACAUGUCAAAGGUGUAGCCACCUGCCCAUGUAGCUACAUGUCUGCCUAAGAUGGAUUCAGAAACUGGGAUGCUUCCUCAGGAACACUGAGCCCCCUUGGUCUGUGGUGUUGGCUGCUCCUCAGUGCCUGGGCUGCGGGCUCAGCCUCACUCCCAGUGGGCAUGCCCGGUGCUUGCUUUGUUCCACCUAUGUGAAGAGGAGGAAACUAGCGUUCGGAUACCAUGCGUUCCCGUUGAGACCUUGUUUUGGAUAACUCCUUUCCUCGUUGGCACUGUAAAUUCUGCAUUUGUAGCACGUGCUGUGCACCUGCAAGUUCCUGUUGGUUUCAACAUCCUUUCAUGUUUCUCAAUUCGUAGAUUUUAGAGGUGAUGCAAUGGGAGUCUCCUCAUGGUGAAGGUGGUUCAUAGGGGCACUGCUGCUGUGGCCAGCAGGGAACAGGCUGAGUGGGCUCUGUGCAGUUGUCAGCCAGGACGUCCUCAAGAGCGUGCCCGAGGUGGUUCUGAGCAGGAACCCUUGCCUGAGGUGCUCUUCAGGGGAAUCAGCUGAGAGGGUCCCCCGUGAGCACUGGACCUUCUCAUCACCAUCUAGAAGAGCAUUGUAGUGGUCAUCUCCCAGCCUUUUGGUGACCCCCGGGACUCACAGCAGUGCCAGCCAUGGCUCCGCCAGGAGCCACAGGACAUGUAGAGCCUCUCCUGUGAUUGUACUCUGGGGGGGGCCCGGGCCCACCUGAACCCUGCAUCCAGACUCAGAAUAUGGUAGUUGGAUAUCACAGAGGCCCCAGCACUUCUCUAGUCUGUUACCAAUCAGUAGGACUUGGAAUGGUAGUAAAGCAAUGUUCUAACCCAUCUGUUGCACAGUGAGAGCUCCAGGGUCAGUGGAGGCUGUAGGCAGCUUUAUUCACACCUGUCACCGCUGUAGGAAAUGCUGCAAUAUCCCUGGGAGAGCUGGCUGCCCCAGAGCGAGCAGUGGCACUGGCUCACCCUGGCCCGUCUGCCUGCGUGGCUGCCUCGGGGAGCGUUGAGCCCUGAGGAUCUCAAGUGUAGGCCUUGCGCAUAAAGGGUAGUUCAGGCAGGAGGAACUCAAUAGCAGAAUGAUCUGGCAUGAGUUAAUAUUCUAAUUGUAAAACUUCAUAUCUGAGUGUGACAUUUCAUCAUUGUGUAAUGGCCCCAGAUACGGAAAUUCCUAUCAAGACUUCAUUUUUAAACUUGUAUCUUAAAAGGUUGUAACUUGGCUUAACUGUUCUGCUUUUAGGUUUCCCCAGACUUGAUUCUAGCUUUACCUCCUUGCCUCCAGGCCACAUCCCACUGUUUUUCUUAAAUCAUUUUGACAUCCCUUAGUGUCUCCCUUUACAGUCCUUCAUGUCCUCUGAGCUUUGAGCUCCAUCCCAGUCCCGGACUAGACUGUAUUUGGAUAUUAGAUUCUUAGCACUGGUAAUAACUAGAGAAAUGAUUUUGGACUUGUUCCAUCUAUGAGUUGUUUUUUUUUCUGUUUUCUGAGAGCAUUCAUUGGGUUAAUGAGGCAGAGGAUGUUUUGAAAUCCAAAAAGGUUUCCCCAGCUCCUCCCCAGAAGACACAUCCGUGCAGACAGGAGCUGGGCUGCUCGGCAGGAAGGCAGCCUCCCUGCGGGCCCUCGCUGGAUGGGACCGUGCCGGACACUUGGCGCUGGCCCUGGCAGGUGGCCAGGACCUGACUGAGUUUUCAGUAUUAUUUGGUACUAUUAUGUGUGUUAAGUGACUCCCAUUUUUCAAAUGAUCAUAGAUGGGUUUUCUGCAUACCUUUUUUGGGGAGGGGGUGUUACAAUUUUGAACUCUACAGAUUGUUUCAGAAGGAUACUAUGUGAUGAUCAUGGGCCAGGCCUGCAUUGGAGACUUAGUGUACGUAAUAUUUCAUAGAUUGCAUGCUAUUAAUAGUCCGAGGGUAGUAUUUCCUGUUGUGUUUUCCCCUUUAUCCUCUUGUACACUAAAAGAUGGUGGGUAUUAGGAAUUCCAAAUUAAUCCGGAAAGUUUGACAUGCUGUUAAGAUCACAGCAAAGCUGAUAACAGGUUUCAAAUGUGCCAAUUGGCAAAGAUGGAAUCUGAUGGGAUGGGAGAAGAUUCUUCCCCUUGCAGUUGUGUUCACUCCCAUUUGUUAAAACAUUUAAAACAAGUGACUGAAUAGUCCCGCCCCACCUGCCCCUCUGGUGGUAAUAUUCCAAGGCCCAUGAAGAUAGGAGAAUGUGCUGUUUUGUCACCUUUGACCUUAUGGCCAUGGCAGUAAAUUGGAAACAGUGCCAGUGUGUCUGAAUCUAGACCUCAGGAAUCCAGACGAGUGUGUGCAGAAUAAAUACAGACCUCCAAGAUGGCUUGUUCGGUAUUUUCUGUUUCUUGGCCUAUUUGUCUUCCUCAGACAGGUGCUGUUCUCGUCUCGUGUUGGGCAAGAAGUUAACUUUGUGUGUCCCUGAAGGUUGCUGGGGAGCAGACGUCCUUGUCUUCCUUGGCUCUUGUACUUCCCCGUGGUGUCUGUAUGGUGGCUGGUGGCUGGGCUCACAGCUGUGCUUUCUAUGGAGUAAAUUAAGAUUUUUUUCUGGUUGGGAGGCGUCAAAGUGGAGAUUGCUUUUCAUUUUAUUUUAGCAGGUGACCUCUCUGCAUUAAGAACAAUCCUUUUUCCUCUUACCAUCUCUUCCAUGGGCCUAUUUUCACACCUGACGUUUGAAAGGGUUUGAUGGAAUGGGCAGGUGACUGCUCAGUCUUUGGAAGGAGUGGGCACCUGUUCACUUACGCACUUCAUUGGCCAGGAGCUCUCGAGUGGUGUGCACGUGAUCACUCAGCCCCACCCCCUCGAAUCUUUCCGAGCUAGAUGAGAUUUUAGCAUUCUUGGUUGUCUGGUUUGAUACUUUGUUUGAGGAACUGCAGACAGUAACAGCGCGCCUGGUCAGAACCCAGUAUUCUUCCCUGCACCACAACUGUCUUAAGUAAACGUGCACUUAAGUUUUCCUUAAAAUAAUUCUUUGUUUCUAGGAAAAUACUUGAAAAAAUAUGCCAUGUUUGAUAAAUGCCCUUCAACUAUUCAGACUAUUUAAAGGACUGUAUUAAGUGCAACUUAGUGAAAAUUAUCAUUUACUCCUUCCAAAACUACUAAAACUUUUGCAUAAGGUCUGUAUAGCAAAACUAUCCCAUAAGUUGAGCUGGAGUGCAGCGAGCAGCCUUCUUCGAGAGCCUUACUGAAGUUAUUACAUGCAGGCAUGGAGCCCAUUAAUCUUUUAAGUUGGCUUUAUGCUGAUCUUUGUUCCUAUUGAGUAUCAUAAUUCUAAAAUUAUGAAACUACAGGGCCUAACCAUGAAUAAGUGAUCCUUGCUAAAUAAUGUUUUUGUAAAAAGAAAACAAAAAGCUUAUUUUCACAUUAAACUGAAACCUCUUUUGCAACUUCAGAAUUCUACAGAAAAGCAGUUUUUAAUCAUAUUUCUGUCCAUAUACUUUUUUUUUUUUUUUUAAAGAAAAUGGUUUACAAAAAGAAUGUCAGUUGUGACCGGGCCGGUUGUGCUUUGUAGCUCCCAGGAGAGCUGACGUGUCCGAGUCAUUCAGGAGACCGGAGGGAGCCGUCGCCAGUCAUGUUUCUCUGUGCCAUUGAGCCACCUCCAGAUGAGUGGGGCAACAUUCACUUUUUAAUUUUUUAAUUGUAUUUGGGAUUGAUUAUUGCUGUGUACUAAAAUGACCUAAAUAAAAAUCCCAGAAAGUA
Ochotona curzoniae (black-lipped pika) is the source of this 5687-nucleotide messenger RNA. RefSeq names its product abl interactor 2 (gene ABI2). Gene Ontology annotation, molecular function: SH3 domain binding. The coding region runs from base 127 to 1755 and encodes 542 amino acids. The record is from RefSeq and is a predicted model, not a curated record. Lineage: Eukaryota; Metazoa; Chordata; Mammalia; Lagomorpha; Ochotonidae. Gene Ontology annotation, cellular component: lamellipodium. The transcript has 12 exons.